This is a messenger RNA of Salvia splendens (bonfire salvia), 12555 nucleotides long. RefSeq lists its product as uncharacterized. The transcript is spliced from 29 exons. Lineage: Eukaryota; Viridiplantae; Streptophyta; Magnoliopsida; Lamiales; Lamiaceae. The record is from RefSeq and is a predicted model, not a curated record. The coding region runs from base 81 to 12320 and encodes 4079 amino acids.
CUGUUUAUACCUUUUUUUGGGAGAAAAUAACUAGCACGUAUAUUUUGAGCUCCGACCGCAGUUAACUUGUAUCGUCGGAGAUGGCAACCGAUGCAGAUAUCGUAAUUCCAAUACCGGUGUGUGAAGCAGCGGCUAGACUUCUAAUGGCGACACCACUCUCUAAAGAAGAAGAAACGGUUACCUCAAAGAAGACUUUGAGUGAGAGGCAUGGAGAUGUAGAAUGUCAGUCUCAUAGCGACUCGAAGCGCGCUGAGGAGAGCUCACCCGUGCAACUUGAUGACUUACAAAUAGAAGAUGUGCAUAAGCAAAAUCUUGAAGAAUCUUUCCAUCUAUCUCCUGAAAAUAUUCAAGACAGCGUAAAAGCUCCUCCAGAGGAGCAAAGCAUAAAUGUAACUCCACAUGGAGACACAAUCAAGGCAAUAGUUUUUGCAACAAUAAAUGCAGAUGAUAAGGAGUCAAAUAUCCAAGUGACAAUAACAGACAACAAAUCUGUGGAUGAGAAACCAACAGAAGAGGAUAUUUCAUGUAUUCUCACAAAUGAAGUCUCUAAGGAAGGGGAAUCUGACCUCAAUCAGAUGAUCGCGGAACAGGAGGAUUUGGAAAAUAAUACAUCUGGAGAAACAAUCAAAACACUUGAGACUUCUACUAGUGACGAACUACAGAUAAGUGAUGAGCCUGUGACAACUUCAGUAGAUUAUGGAGUUCCCUCAGAUAAUACUUCGAGUGAGAGUCACGCAGACGUAGAAUGCCAGUAUAAAACCUUGGAAGAUGCUGCUACAAGUCAUAGUGACAUAAAGGUUACAGAAAAGUCUAAGGAGAUCUCAUUUGCCCCAGUCGAACACUCACAAAUAGAUCACAAUGAGCAUUUGGAAGAGGAAAGCGAGAGGCUGCCAUUGACAGAAGCGUCAACAUGGGGCACCAACGUCUCAAAAGACACAUGUGAAGCCAAACAACAGGAUGAAGACCACAAAGAAGCAACAUUGUCUGAAAGCGAGCAAAGUACAAAAUGUACCUUGGUGACAGAAGGUGUGCAAAUAGAAAAUACUGCAGAAUCCUUGAAUGUGCCCCUUGAAAAUAUUAGAGUUUCUAAUAUUAGCCAAGAAAACAACAUUGAAUUUCUUCCAGAUGAACAAAGCACUAAUGCACACCUGCAUGGAAACAAAAUUAGCGCAAAGGAAGCAACAAUUGAUGCAGCUGAGGGACAGAAGAACGGUCGUGAGUGUUUCCUGCCAAUUGUUUCUGGUUCUCCCAAAGAGGAAGUCACAAGUAACUAUAGGGAUGAAACAAUAAUUGAUGAGGUUGACAAACACGAGGAAGUUAGUGAGAAUCUGUCUACAACUGUUUCGACUGAGGAUGCUGAAGGAAACUCAUUGGUCGAACUGGAAGGUUCAACAACUAAAAAGGAAGAUGACUCGAAAAAGGAAAGCGACGAAACACUUUUGCCACUACCUUUGGCACUAGAAGUCAGUGAAGCAUCAACAUUUUUGCAUGAGGCUCGUGUUGAGGAUGGAGAACCAAAGAAAGCUGAGUUUUGUGCUGAUGAGAUGGAUGCGGAGAGUUUGCCACCGAAGACAGAAUCUACAACAGAAGGAGAUGUGCAUGUAGAUUCUGAAGAAACAAAAGUACCUGAUUCAGUAGGCAAAAUAUCAGAAGGUGGAACAGUUGAUGCAGAAGCAGAAAAGGAAGAAAAUGUUGAGAAUGUUCCAAUAAUUAUUCCAAAUGAGAAGACGGAAGAGAAUUUAUGCAUCCAUGUUGAUGGUCAAGAAACAGAAAAUGAACAACUAUCCUGGAUAAAUGAUUACCCAGCGAACGCCAGUAAUGACGAGGUAAUUGUCAAGGACGAGGAACCAAGUGGAGAAGAAUUGUUUGAAAAGGACAAAAACACUGAGAGUGUUUCGCUGACAGAAGAAGUGGAGAGCAAAAAGGCUGCAGAAUCCUUACAUGCAGCACUCGAAGAUAUAAAAACAUCUGAUUUCGAUCAAUGCACAGAAGCAACAGGUAUCCUCGAAGAGCAAAUCCCUAUUGAAAAUUCACCAGGAAUGUCCAGAGAUGAAACGGGAAUUGAUGCAGCUAAUACCAAUGAGAAAACUCAGGAAUUACAGAAUGUCUCAAAUGAGGAUAGUGACAAGGACUUGCUAAUCAAAGUGGCUGACUCAGAAACGACACAUGAUAUAAAUUUGGAAGAGGAGCUGGAAACACCGCCACUAACUGAAACUUCAAAAGAUGAGGCCAGUGAUCACGAGUCCAUCCUGCUCGAGCCAAAAACUAGCAACGACUUUGCAAGCAAAGUUGAAUUGCUCAAUGAUGAGAAAAGUACAGACUGUACCACACCAAAGAAAGAGAGUUUGCAGCCUCAAGAUCAUAAAACACCUACUUCAAGUACAGCCAGAGAAACAACUUGUUCACUUGAAGAGCAAAACUUAGGGGAGAACUCCGAAACAAUCAUAAGCGACAAACUAAUUGACGCAAGUGCCGCUGAAAAGUAUGAUCUCACUCUUGAGAAUGUAGCCACAGAAACUCCACAUGAGCACAUUGAAGAGAACGUGGUAACCCAAGUGGAUAGCUCAGUAGGGAAACAUGAGGAACGCAUGGAAGAGGACAAUCAAAGUUCAUCUUUGAUAGAAGCUCCAGCAGAGGAAACCGAUGUCAUGGAAUCAAAAAAUAUUGAUGAACGCAAAAAUUGCGAAGAGUCAAUAAAACCUGAUUUGGAAAAUGGGGAGAAUACAAAAAGUAUAAUACAUGUGAAGGAAGAAUCAGAUGUGGAGACGCCUAUCGACUCCUUGCAAGUCAAGCCUGAUGAUGUUAAACAACAUGAUUCAGUUUCAGAUAUAAACGAAUCCAUCGAGGAAGAAAUCUCAAAUCCAGAUCCACAAGAAAUUUCAACUAACAAGGUAGAGAGAAAAUCUGUUGAUGCGACUCAAGCAAAUGAGGAAAAUGUGGAGACAAAGGAUGUCGCAAAAGAAAUUCCAGACUGUGACAAGGAAGAUAAGAUACCAAUUGAAGAAGUUGGUUCACAAAAUCCAUUGAACGAAGCUUUAGCAGGGAAUGCCAAUGAUGAUGAGUCAACAAAAAUUACUGAAGACUGUUUGAUCACGAAAGAAGAACCCCUCGAGUCAUUGCAAGUAGCAGAUCAGGACAUUGAAACACCUCCUUCAAGUAAAGACAGGGAAAUAGGUUCUCUAGAUGAGGAAAGCCCCACUACAAAUAUUGAAGCCAUCACUGACAAUAACAAAGAGGAGAUACCUAAUAAUACAACAGGGGAAGAGGAUGAAACGCCUAAGGAUAAGGAUAUUGUAGAGAAUAUUGUGGAGUAUGGAAAGGAAGAUAACAUGCCAUAUGAAGAAGUUGGGUUACAGAAUCCACUGAACGGAGCUUCGAGUGAGAAUGCCAACAUUGAGGAGUCACCAAAAAUCAAUGAAUGCAGUUUAAUCAAGGAAGAAGCAUCCCCUGAGUCAUUGCAAGAGGCAGAUCAGGAUAUUGAGACUUCUACUGAAGGCAGUUUGAUCAGGGAAGAGGUAUCUCUCGAGUCCUUGCAAGAGGUAGCUCAGGGGAUUGAGACCACCCACUUGGGUCAAGAGAGAGAAAUAAGUUCUCCAAAUGAGCAAAGGCCUCUUGAAGGAAUCAAGGAUGAUAACACAGAGGAGAUAGCUGAUAGUGAAACUAGUUUGGAGGUUAAAACUAACCAUGAGAUAACAAAUGAUCUGGACUUCCAGCAGAAUAUUGCAAAUACAACUCCACAUGAGGACAAAAAAGAGAGUACGCAAGUCCAAGAAGAUUGCUCACAGCAGGAACAAAAUGAGAGUAAAAACAUACCGUUUUCGGGAUCUCCAGCAGUGUCCUGCACUGUAAGUAGUCCAGUCAAAGAAGAAGAAAGAGUGAAAACCCCUACUGAAAAGAAAAUCCUAAGCGCCAAUCCACAAGGGACAUGUGAUGAAACACAUGAAAAUACUGUUAAUGCUGCUAAUAUAAACAAUAACUAUGCAGCAACUCCAGAUGAGGACACUAAAGAAGAUUCACGAGACCAAGUAGAUAACUUAGUACUGGAACAGGAAGAACAUUCAGAAAAGGAUAGUGAAAGCACAUCAUUAUCAGAUGCUCCAAAAGAUGAAAUCACAGAAAGCACGUUGGUUAAGGAAGUAGCAGAGGUUGAGGAUCCUAUUGACUCCUCGGAAGUAGCAACCGAGGAUAUCAAGGCAUUUGCUCCUUGUCAAGUCACAGAAAUAAGUUCCACUGUGGACCAAAUCAUAGAUACGAAAGAUAUCUCAAGUAACAAAAUAACAGAAAAGACAGUUGAUGCAUCAGACGAGGACACUCAAGAGGCUCAGGAUAUUGCAAAAAGUGUUCCACGGGAAUAUGGCACACCAAAUGAGCAAAAUACUGAAGCUAUAUUGAUAAAGGAAGAUGUAUCUAUUGGGUUACCUCGAAUAGUAGGUGAUGAAACUAGUUCAGUCCAAGAAGAAGAUAAAGUGGAAAUUCCUACUGAGGAGCAAACCCUAACUGAUACUCCACAAGGGAUAUGUGAUAAAACAGAAGAAAUAACUGUUGAUGCUGCUAAUAACAACAAUGAUCUUGUAAUAAGCUUUCCAAAUGGAGACAGUGAGGAUGACUCACCAAUUGAAGUGGAUGGCUUACAAGAACCUUUUUCUAAAGAAGUUCCUGCAGAAAAGAGCAAUGAUGAUGAACCAACUACUAGCCAUGAGGUUGAAUUUGCAAAUGAAAAUACUGUAAAAGCCAACUUGAAUGAAAAUGAGGAAAAACUAGAGUGUUCUCUGGUAAAGGAAGAAGCACAUGUUGAGUCAUUGCAGGUAGCAGAUAAGGAUGUUAAAGAUACUUCUUCAGGUCAAGAUAGAAAACCAAGCCAUUUAGAAGAGCAAGGCUCAACUAAAUAUUCUCAUGAAACCAUGGGUGAUGAAAGAUAUGCAAAGUCAUUUGAUUCAACUGAUCUGAAGCAAGAAACUCUUGCGGAUGAGAACCAUGCAGCCACCACUGAUGAGGACACUAAAGAAGAUUCACGAAACCAUGUAGAUUACUUACUAAUGGAACAGGAAGAACAUUCAGUAAAGGAUAGUGUAAGCACAUCAAUAUCAGAUGCUCCAAAAGAUGACAUCAGAGGAAGCACAUUGGCUACAGAAGUAGCAGAGGUUGAGGAUCCUAUUGACUCCUCUCAAGUAGCAACUGAGGAUAUCAAGGCAUUUGCUCCAUCUCAAGACACAAAAACAAGUUCCACUGUGGAACAAAUCACAGAUUCUAAAGAUAUCUCAAGUAACAAAAUAAUGGAAAAGACAGUUGAUGCAACAAGCGAGGAAAGUCAAGAGGCUCAGGAUAUUGCAAAAAGUGUUCCACGGGAAGAUGACUCACCAAAUAAGCAAAAUACUGAAGCUACGUUAAUGAAGGAAGACCAAUCUAUUGAGUUACCUCAAAUAGUAGCUGAGGAUAUAAAAGAACCUUGUUCAAGUGAAAUUAGGGAAGCAAAUGCUCAAGAAGAACAAAUUCCAUGUGCCAGUUCUGGAGUACUCAUCAAUGACAACAAAGAGAAGACAACAAUUGAUCCAACAAUCUUUAAAAAUGAAACACUUAACAAUGAGGUACCAGAAGUUUCUGAAGAAGCUGUUGAAAAGGCUCCAGAAGAGGUCAAAGAAAAGAUAUUUACAAAUGAAGCAAUUGAGAGAAUCCUCUACCAAGAAGAGCCGGAAACGAGCAUUGAGGAGCCUGCAACUAAAAUAGACUGUGAAAAUCCUCACAACUUAGACAUUGCAUGUGUGGAAACAGACACUCAAGAUUCAAGUAAAGAGGUUGUCCAAACAACAAUAAUCCCUGAGGGAGAAAAUGAGGAACAUAACAAGGAAGAUGAAAUUUGCAGCUCAGACGAACUGCAGACAACUACUCUGCAGGAACAUUUGAUACUUUCAGAAGGGAAAAGCAAGGAGGAAGCCAACAAAACCUAUAAAGAAGCCUGUGUUGAGGCUGAGCAGUUUGAUUUAUCAUCUCAAACCAAAGACAUAUCAGAAUGUGCAAUUAGUGAUGUUGGGCAGGAAACUCAGGAAGAGAAUGAAAAUUAUGCAGCAGAAAAGUCUUAUGAAGAGGAUGAUCCUAAACAAAUCACAGAAUGUGAAGUAUCCUCUGCUAGUGAAGACAUUAAAUUGACAGAACAAUCCUCAGAGGAUGCAUCCAUCACUGCUGAAGUUCUAGAAGCAAAAGCUGGGACUGAUUUGGGAGCUGCUGUUCCAGUCCCAGAAGCAACUGGAAUAGAAAGUCAAGAGGUGGAAGAAUUGAAUGAUAAAUGCACAGAGAUGGCAGACACCUCCACACCAAAUGAAACUUCCGUUGUGACAGCAUCAAAAAAUAUAGGAGAAAGUGCAGAAGGAGCCCCACUGGAGACCGAAGACCAACCGACCAAAGAUAUUGCACUAACUGAACAACUCUCAGAGGGUGCAUUUAUCACUGCUGAAGUGCAAGAAGAAAAAGAUGGGAUUUAUUUGGGGGCUGCUGUUCCAGUCCCAGAAGCAACUGGAUCGGAAUGUCAAGAGGUGGAAGAAUUAAAUGAUAAAUGCACAAAGAUGGCAGACACCUCGGCAACAGUGGAAAAUUCGGAGAUUUCCACAUUGAAUAGCAUAGGAGAGAGUACAGAACGAGCCGAAGUGGAGGCCAAAAACCAACAGGCCAAACUUCGUGACUUUCUAGAAGAAUCAAAUAUGAGGCAUACUGAAGUGAAGAUGGCAGGAAUAGAUGAUGCAGUGAAUCUUCAAAGUGUCGGAGAUACUGGCGAGGAUGUCCAGGACCAGGAAUUCUGUAAGGAAUCAUUUGGAGUGUCAAACAAUCAAAAUCCAGUGAAGGGAGAUCCAGAAGAAAGAUCAGAGACCAGUGAAGGAAAGGAAGCAAACCCAAUUCAAGCAGCACCUGCCUCGGAGAGUCUAGAGCAAGAAAUAGAAGAACAAAAACCGGGAAGGGAUACUGAGGACGUCCAUGAAGAAGAUACAAAUAUAUCUAAUAUCCCUAAUCAGUUAGAAAGUGUCUGUGGUGCAGAUACAGCAAAGCUCCCGGAAUCAAGCAAUUAUCAAAGUUCUGUUGAGAACACAGAUCAAUGUGACAGAUCAGUAAAUUGCUCACAACAGGAGCAAAAUGAGAGUGAAAGCAUACCUUCUUUGGAAGCUCCAGCAGUGUCCUGCACAGAAAGUAGUCCAGUCAAAGAAGAAGAAAAAGUGGAAAUCCCUACUGGCGAGCAAAUCCUAACUGCUAAUCCACAAGGGAAUGAUGAAACGCGAGAAAAAACUGUUGAUGCUGCUAAUGAAAACAAUAAUGUUGUAAUAAGCAUUCCAAAUGGAGACAAUGAGGAUAACUCACCAAUUAAAGUGGAUGGCUUACAAGAACAUUUUCCAGAAGAAGUUCCUGCAGAAAAGAUCAAUGAUGAUGAACCAACUACUGUCCAUGGGGUUGAAUUUGCAAAUGAAAACGCUGUAAAAGCCAACUUGAAUGAAAAUGAGCAGAAACCAGAAUGUUCUCAUGUAAACGAAGAAGUAUAUACUGAGUCAAUGCAGGCAGCAGAUGAGGAUGUUACAGAUACUUCUUCAGGUCAAGAUAGAAAAUCAAGACAUUUAGAAGAGCAAGCCUCAACUGAAUAUUCUCAUGAAACCAUAGGUGACGAAGGAUAUGCAAGAACAUUUGAUUCAACUGAUCUGAAGCAAGAAACUCUAGAGGAUGAGAACUAUGCAGCCAAUCCAGAUGAGGAAACUAAAGAAGAUACACGAGACCAAGUAGGUGGCUUACUACUGGAACAGGAGGAACAUUCAGAAACGGAGAGUGAAAGCACAUCAUUAUCAGAUGGUCCCAAAGUUGACAUCACAGAAAGCACGUUGGUUAAGGAAGUAGCAGAGGUUGAGGAUGCUAUUGACACCGCUCAAGAAGCAACAGAGGAUAUCAAGGUAUUUGAUCCAUGUCAAGACAUAGAAAUAAGUUCCACUGUGGAGCAAAUCACAGAUUCGAAAGAUAUCUCAAGUAACAAAAUAACAGAAAAGACAGUUGAUGCAACAAGCGAGGAAAGUCAAGAGGCUCAGGAUAUUGCAAAAAGUGUUCCACGGGAAUAUGACUCACCACAUGAGCAAAAUACUGAAGCUAUAUUGAUAAAGGAAAAAGAAUCCAUUGAACUACCUCGAAUAGUAGCUGAGGGGCGUAUUCCAGUCCAAGAAGAAGAAAAAAUGGAAAUCCCUACGGAGGAGCAAAUCCUAACUGUUAAUCCACAAGGGACAUGUGAUGACACACAGGAAAUUGCUGUUGAUGCUGCUAAUAAAGACAAUGAUGUUGUAAUAAGCGUUCCAAAUGGAGACAAUGAGGAUAACUCACCCAUUGAAGUAGGUGGCUUACAAGAACCUUUUUCUGAAGAAGUUCCUGCAGAAAAGAUCAAUGAUGCUGAACCAACUACUACCCAUGAGGUUGAAUUUGCAAAUGAAAGCAUUGUAAAAGUCAACUUGAAUGAAAAUGAGGAAAAACUAGAAUGUCCUCAUGUAAACGAAGAAGUAUAUAUUGAGUCAUUGCAGGUAGUAGAUGAGGAUGUUAAAGAUACUUCUUCAAGUCAAGAUAGAAAACCAAGCCAUUUAGAAGAGCAAGCCUCAACUAAAGAUUCUCACGAAACUAAGGGUGAUGAAAGAUAUGCAAAAUCAUUUGAUUCAACUGAUCAGGAGCAAGAAACUCUUGAGGAUGAGGCCAGAAUCAUAGUCAACUAUGCACCCACUACAGAUGAGGACACUAAAGAAGAUUCACGAAGCCAAGUAGAUGACUUACUAAUGGAACAGGAAGAACAUUCAGUAAAGGAUAGUGAAAGCACAUCAGUCUCAUAUGCUCCAAAAGAUAACAUCGCAGAAAGCACAUUAGUUAAGGAAGUAGCAGAGGUUGACGAUCCUAUUGGCACAGAAAUAGUAACUGGGGAUAUCAAGGCAUUUUCUCCAUGUCAAGAUACAGAAUUAUGUUCCACUGUGGAGAAAAUCAUAGAUUCGAAAGAUAUCUUAAGUAACAAAAUAACAGAAAAGACAGCUGAUGCAACAGGCGAGGAAACUCAAGAGGCUCAGGAUAUUGCAAAGAGUGUUACACGGGAAGAUGACUCACCAAAUGAGCAAGAUACUGAAGCUACGUUGAUGAAGGAAGAGCUAUCUAUUGAGUCAUGUCGAAUUGCAGCUGAGGAUAUAGAACCUGGUUCAAGUAAAAUUAGGGAAACAAAUUCUCGAGAAGAACAACUCCCAUGUGCAAGUCCUGGACAAGUCAUCAAUGACAACGAAGAGAAGAAAACAACUGAUCCAACAAUCUUUGAAAAUGAAAUUCCUAAGAAUGAGGAAAGGAGCUUAAACUUAACAGCCGAAGAGACCACCCCCUGUACAGAAGAUAUGAAUGUCAAUAAAGUUAUCAUUGGCCAUAUUCCUGAAGUUACCGAUGACAAGCAACAGGAUUCACCAGUCAUGAAAGUGCCAGAAGAAAAUAUUAUGCAAAGCAACGAGAAUGUGUUAGAUGGUAACAGUAUGGGAUCUGGGGUUUCAGAGAAGAUUAGAGAUCAAGUUGACGGAGAAGCAAAUAGUUGUGGUGACAAAACGGACUUGGAGAAAAUAGAAGUGCUAAAUGAUGGCCCCUUGGCAGUACCAACAAGUGAAACUUUGGCAGAAAUUGAAUCAAGAGGAUGUACAGAGACGGAGGUCCAAGUUCCAAAGGGAGAAAAGGAAGCAGAAUUCAAACGAGAGGCAGAAAACGACCAGAAGAAUAUAGACACAACACUUCCUGAUUAUGCUGCAUCUGAGAAUGUCUCGGAAUUGAAGGAGGUGAAUGGCGAAGAAGAAAUAGCUUCAAAUAACUGUGCAGAGAUUUUAAGCAGUCCCAUCUCUGUGGCCUCGGAGGAAGUCUCAACAUCUAAUGUGGCAUUAGAGGAAGACUCGACCUACAACACAGUUACACAUCUUGAUGUACAAGAAGCUUCAGCAAUCAAAGAGACAACUCCCUCGUCUGCAGGUCAACAUGCUGAAAGUAUAUGUGUUGAGGAAAACUACGUUUGUAGCUCGACUAAGGAAGAGUCAGAUUCAAAUGAAGUUGCAUUUAUUCCUGGGGAAAACAAAAGUGGACUUGAAUCCAGUAACACGGGGCUCGAAUCUAUUUCCCAAGGUCAACAUUGUGACAUAAUUUCAAAAACAGAGGAAGAAGAUCUUAAAGCAGAAGCAGAAUUACAAUCUGACAAAGCUGUUACAGAGGAGAUAUUACAAGAAGAAACUACCAGUAAGAAAGAAACCAUGAAGGAAGACAUUUCAAGGGAGAAAGAACAAUUACCAAGAAUCAAGGAAGAACAUGAAGAUAUAAAAGAUUAUCAUCAAGGUUCUUAUGAAGUCGAGGUAAUUAAAGAGAGUCACAAAGAAGAUGAUGUUAUGAAAGAUCAAAACAUAAACAGCAAAGAAACAUACGAUUUCACAAAACAUGGAAAUAAUGCAGAAACGGUACCAGAAGUUUCUGAAGAAGCUGAUGAAAAGGCUUCAGAAGAUGUCAAAGAAAAGAUAUUUGCAAAAGAAAAGAUUGAGAGAAUCCUCCACCAAGAAGAGCAGGAAACGAGCAUUGAGGAACCUACAGCAAAAAUAGACAUAUCAUGUGUGAACACAGGCACACAAGAAUUAAAUAAAGAGGUUGUCCAAACAACAAUAAUCCCUGAGGAAGAAAGUGAGGAACAUAACAAGGAAGAUGAAUUGUGCAGCUCAGAUGAAGUGCAGGAACAUUUGAUACUUUCAGAAGGGAAAAGCAAGGAGGAAGCCAAAGAAGCCUGUGUUGAGGCUGAGCAGUUUGAUUUAUCAUCUCAAACCAAAGAAAUAUCAGAAUAUGCAAUUAGUGAUGUUGGGCAGGAAACUCUGGAAGAGAAUGAAAAAUAUACAACAGAAAAGUUUUAUGAAGAGGAUGGUCCUAGAAAAAUCACAGAAUGUGAAGUAUCGUCUACUAGUAAAGACAUUAAAUCGACAGAACGAUCCUCAGAUGAUGCAUCCAUCACUGCUGCAGUUCAAGAAGCAAAAGCUGGGAUUGAUUUGGGGGCUGCUGUUCCAGUCCCAGAAGCAACUGGAAUAGAGAGUCAAGAGGUGGAAGAAUUGAAUGAUAAAUGCACAGAGAUGACAGACGCCUCCACACCAGAUGAAACUUCCAUUAUGACCGCAUCAAAAACGAUUGGAGAAUGUACUGAAGGAGCACCACUGGAGGCAAAAGACCAACAGACCAAAGACACUGGACUAACUGAACAACUCUCAGAGGGUGCAUGCAUCACAGCCGAAGUGCACGAAGCAAAAGAUAGGAUUUAUUUGGGGGCUGCUGUUCCAGUCCCAGAAGCAACUGGAUCAGAAGAAAGAACAGAGACCAGUGACGGAAAGGAAGCAAACCCAAUUCAACCUGCACCUGUCUCGGAGACUUUAGAGCAAGAAAUAGAAGAACAAAAACUGGGAAGGGAUACUGUGGGCAUCCAUGAAGAAGAGACAAAUACAUCUAAUGUCCCUAAUCAGUUAGAAAGUAUCUGUGUUGCAGAUACAGAAAAGGUCCCAGAGUCAAGCAUUCAUCAAAGUUCUGCAGAGAAUACAGGUCAAUGUGACAAAAAAGAAGGAAAUCAACAAAUUGACUCCCCUCUUGUCUUACCACAUGCCCAAUGUUCAGACAUCAAAACAUCAGAGAAUGAGCCACAAUAUGUUGGAGGUUUGGCUAGCGCUGAUGUAACAGAAUUGGAGGCAUCCCCUCUUUCUUUGAAAGAUAAGCAUGUCGCUCUGGAAGCAGAUGAUAUCAGGUAUUUGAUUCUUGAGAACCAAGAUGGCGACAAGAAUAUAUCUACAGAAUAUUCCCAAGGUGAACAUGAAGUAGAGAGACCUUCUAAAGUUGAGAAAGAAAGAGAGGAAUGCAGAAAUGAGGAAAGAAACGACCAGCAAAUAGAAGGGAAGCCUGAAUCAGAGGAGACUGACAAACCUUCAUUGUCAGACCUUCUUCAGGUAUCUAUGAAAGGAACCUCGGAGAUGGCAGAUCAUUCUCCCACUGAACAUGAGCCAACCUGCCACACUGAAGACAUGCGUGCUGAAAACACUGGUGAGGUUGAGCAUGAAAACAUUAAAACGGAUGAGGAGAAAGAUGAUGAAGACGAACCACGUGAACCAAAAUCGGACUUAGGUUCCGAAGCACCAGUCAUGGUGGAUACUGGAGAUACAGACCUGAAAGUAGCUCAUAAGAAAUCUCACAACAUACUUUCAGGCGUUGGAUCAAAAGUGAAGCAUUCAAUUGCCAAAGUGAAGAAAGCCAUUACAGGCAAAUCUCCAAAAAAAAGUGACAACUCCAGAAAGUAAAUAAGUUCUGCUUUCACUUAAAGUAUAGUUUGAAGUUUUACAAGUUUAAAGCAUAGCUUGAAUUUUGAAUAAUUUUUUUCAACUUUUCGAUUUGGCUUGUUUUCAAGUGUUUGCAAAAAAAUUACAUUAUUUUCUACUUUUUUGGCUUGGCAGUGUAUCUUGUUUUGUAAGUUUGUACAUUGUUGUGGAACUUCAUAUGAAUUUUGUAAUGCUAAUAAAGUUUUUCUUUAUGAUA